Volvox carteri f. nagariensis is the source of this 1227-nucleotide messenger RNA. RefSeq lists its product as uncharacterized. The record is from RefSeq and is a predicted model, not a curated record. NCBI's taxonomy places the organism in Eukaryota, Viridiplantae, Chlorophyta, Chlorophyceae, Chlamydomonadales, Volvocaceae. The transcript is spliced from 2 exons. Bases 98 to 742 code for a protein of 214 amino acids.
GAGGUCACAGUACAACAGUCUGCGGGAGCAAACGAAGCAGGUGGCUGACAGGUACCGUGGCGAGGCAGCUGCCUUCCGACAACAACACGAGGAUAUUAUGAAGGUCCAGAAAAAGCUCCUAUCUGCUGCCGAAGAGCUGCAGGGCGAAAUGGACGCACUGUGGUCAGCUGCUGCUGUACGGGAGCAGUCAGCUGCGCAGUUAGAGCAGAAGGAAAAAUUUGGCGCGCACCAGCUAUUCCGCCAGCAGUACGAGCUGGGCACCUCAUUGACGUUAGAAUCACGCGACGUUGAACCUUUCGCGCCGGCCUUCUUCACCACGGAUGUGGUGAAUGCAAGGACAUUGCUGGAGGAGCGCAUGCGGGAGUUGCCUGGGCCAGCAGAUCAGCCAGGCGCGGCCAUCACAGUCGCGGAUGCUCCAGACCUUGCCAAGGAUAGGGUUGCAUGCAGGUGUGCGCGUGUGAUGGAUGAACUUAUCGGUGUAGCGAAGCCGAUGGGGUUCAUCGAUCGGACACCUCCGCCCACCCCAAACCCCAGCAAGACACGUGGACUGGGCAACACGGUCGACGGCAGCAGUGCUGCAAAAGCCGCUGAGGCGCUGGAUGCAGCUGUGGACUGCCAUGGUGAGGACAACGGCAUUGGACAAGUUGCAGCGCAUGAUGGCUGUGCCUCGCUGCCAUGUGGGUCGCCCACUGGGAUGUUUGUUCCGUCUACGCAGUUGGGUGCUAGCGAACUUAAGGAGUAGCUGGUGGCAUUUGCUUUCCGUUUUGAGUGGCAUCCUAAUCGUCAGCUGCUGUUUGCUUUCCCGCCCAGUAGUGUUACAUACACGAUGCCAUGUGUUCUGGUGAGGUGACGCGCCUCACAAGUGUGCCCACCGCCGCGGUCGUACUCACGUUGGCGCGGGAUAGUCGAAGGAAGACGUGCUUUGUAGCAAACAGGCAUGCGUGGUAUCAGGCAAGUUUCGUUGUUCCCAGGGCUGAAUUUGACAUAACGUUUGGGGGGCGUGCAGACGUGUACAGGGAUUCGACCCAUUUGCGCGCCAUGGCUAGCCAGGUUCGCUGCUUUGAACGGAGUCGGCGAGGUUGCGCGAUGUGCGAGGUGUGAGAUUGCAAGCGCGAGUGCAGCAGUGAGCGUUGUAUGCGGGCGCUAAGUUUCCUCCAGCGGUGCAACGGACUUUGCCUAAUUCGACGGCUACCUGUAUUUUCCUACAUGUAAGAGCUCGGAUUCAUG